AUGGUCCUGAAUUUCUUCCCUCGCCGCCAGCCGUCUAAAGGAGCUACACCAGUGCAUAAACUGCAACUCCAUGUGAUUUAUGACCCGGAGACUCACGGGAAUAGUGUUGCAGAAAUUGAUCUCGUACUUGUCCACGGAUUUGGCGGCCACUACAUGGACACAUGGACCUCCAAACAGGGUGAUUCCAGCGUAUUCUGGCCGGAAGAUUUGCUACUCAAACAAGAAACGCAACCGCCGACGAGAAUUUUGUCGUUUGGGUAUGAUGUUGGAGAGUUGGUGGUGGCCAGCAUUCGCAGCUACGCCCAAAGCAUGCUGACCUUCCUGAACGACCUGCGAGAGGGGAUUGAGAGUAGGCCAGUGGUCUUCCUAGGCCACUGUCUCGGAGGUCUUAUUGUCAAGCAAGCUAUGCGAUUCGCUGAGAACGAGCCAUCGCUCAAAUCGAUCAUUUCGGCCACUAAAUCGAUCAUGUUUUUUGGGACCCCACACGGUGGUGGAGAAAAGAAAGACUGGCGGAAGCUUGCCACUUGCUAUAAAGAACUUGGAUCUAAGUGCCAGAUGAUUGCCGUUCUAGGGAAGAGCACGGAUGACCUUACAGAACUUGAUGAGGAUUUUCUCCGCUUGCAAAAUAGGUUUACUAUCAACAAUUUCUUGGAGCAACGUAAAAUGCCGGGUGCGAAAAGGCUCAUUGUGGAUCAGACGUCCGCAGUGAAGUUCUCUGGCGCUGGUAGUACUGGCGUAGAUGGUGACCAUGUUACCAUGUGUCAGUUCAAGGACGCUCACAAUAAUGCGUUUACUAGGGUGUGCCGGAUCAUCAGAGAUGCAGUCUUCAACGAGGUAGCUACCAACCAUUUAAUCACUCCGCAGACACCCAGGGUAGUCGACAAUCGGGUGGUCAUCAACCAAGAGUUCGUCUUCAACCAAGUGUUUGUCGUUAACGAGCCGCUGGUCAUCGAUGGGCAAGCAGACAUGCGGGCGAAUCACCAAGGGGCAGCGCCAGUAGGGGUGGUAGGGACGCCAGACCUGCCAGCUUCGAUAGAACGCCAAGGGGUAUGGUCAGUUGCCAAUCGGCGAAUGCUGGAGCAAAAGAAAGAAAAAAACGCCAUUGAGGAGCUUUUUGAGAGUUCAAAUCGAGACUGCGGAGAACAGAUUAGAGAAUGGGUCAGAUCUAGCCAACGUGACUCUAAAGUUUAA
This is a messenger RNA of Xylaria bambusicola, 1191 nucleotides long. RefSeq lists its product as uncharacterized. The record is from RefSeq and is a predicted model, not a curated record. The transcript has 4 exons. NCBI's taxonomy places the organism in Eukaryota, Fungi, Ascomycota, Sordariomycetes, Xylariales, Xylariaceae. Bases 1 to 1191 code for a protein of 396 amino acids.